Molecule: messenger RNA, 486 nt
Organism: Carya illinoinensis
Lineage: Eukaryota; Viridiplantae; Streptophyta; Magnoliopsida; Fagales; Juglandaceae
Product: ethylene-responsive transcription factor ERF098
Exons: 1
Coding region: 1-459 (152 amino acids)
Biological process (GO): ethylene-activated signaling pathway; regulation of DNA-templated transcription
Molecular function (GO): DNA-binding transcription factor activity; DNA binding
Source: RefSeq, a predicted model, not a curated record
AUGGAAGAGCCUCGCAAAGGAAAGGAGGAGAAGCGCGAGAAAGAAGAGAAGGGCAGGGAAGAAGUGCGUUACCGGGGGGUCCGAAGGAGGCCAUGGGGAAAGUUUGCAGCUGAGAUCCGAGACCCAUCAAGGCAUGGUGCUCGUCUGUGGCUUGGGACGUUCGAUACAGCUGAAGAAGCAGCUAGGGCAUAUGAUCGCGCUGCAUUUAACUUAAGGGGUCACCUUGCAAUUCUUAACUUCCCUAAUGAGUAUUAUCCUCAAGUCGCAGGCUUUCCACCUCAUCCUCCUCAAUUUUCAUCGUCUACUUCUUCUUCAGCUCCUAGUGGGAGUACUUCUGAGAGGGGAAGUUCAUCCACUGGACAACAAAGGCAAGUCUUCGAGUUUGAGUACUUGGAUGACCAAGUGUUGGAGGACCUUCUUGAGUCAGAAGAGGAGAAAAGGAAACGAACGCAAGGCUGAUCGAAGAAGACAAUAAGGUUUGAGUAA